This is a messenger RNA of Miscanthus lutarioriparius, 1503 nucleotides long. The record is from the annotation of a GenBank genome assembly. Lineage: Eukaryota; Viridiplantae; Streptophyta; Magnoliopsida; Poales; Poaceae.
AUGGCCACCAACGGCAGCUCCGCGAGGGUUCGGGACACGGAGAGCAGCCUGGAGAAGGUGAAGCGGCAGCUGUCGUCGGGGUCCGGGAGGUACCUGCUGCAAGGGCCCCUGCUCAAGCGAUCUGAGACGUUACGGAAAUGGAAUGAACGUUGGGUCAUAUUGGAUCCGACAUCUGGAAAGAUGGAAUACAAACUCCGGAGAAAUGAAACUGCCAUUAAGGGGACCAUUCUGUUUGACGCCUCAAGCACCAUUACUUUAUCUCCUGUGAACUUUCAAGGGAUGCCAAAAUAUGAUGGCUGCUGCUUCUACAUCGGAACUCCGCAAAAGAAGGAUUACUUUCUUUGCGCUGAAACUCCUGGUGCCGCGAAAGCUUGGGUAUCUACAUUACAUGCAACUCAGUUAGUCUUACGAGCUCAUAAAGAGGCAGUAAAUUCUUUGGCUGGGAAUGGCUCUCCAGCUACAUUAGGCACAGUUGCUACUGCAGUUGCUAAUGCUAAUGCAACAGCCAUGGAGGCUACCAAGGAGAUAGAAGCUGCACUAAAGGUUUCAAUGAGGGCAGCUCUUGGGUUGGGUACAAAUAACUCCAACGAGGGCCAACUUGAUGACCUAACAAUCAUGAAGGAGACUCUACGAGUGAAAGAUGAGGAAUUGCAACAUUUGGCUAAGGAUAUCCGUUCUCGAGAUGCUACAAUAAAGGAAAUAGCAGACAAAUUAACAGAAACUGCAGAGGCUGCAGAAGCUGCUGCUUCCGCAGCUCAUACAAUGGAUGAACAGAGGCGACUUUUGUGUUUGGAGAUUGAGCGACUAAAACAAGCCUUGGAAAGACAAAUAGAGCAAUCAAUGCUUAAGCUUAGACAAUCAGAAGAGAAGGUUAUCAGCCUGAGCAAAGAGAAGGAGCAGUUGAUGAAGGAAAGAGAUGCUGCAUUUCAAGAGGCUCAUAUGUGGCGCAUUGAACUAGGAAAAGCCAGGGAGCAAGCAGUGAUACAGCAAGCAACUAUUGCCCGAGCAGAGGAGAAGGCAAGAGUUUCUGAAGCUGAUGCUGCAGCUCGGAUUAAGGAAGCUGCUGAAAAAUUGCAUACUGUUGAGAAAGAAAAGGAGGAGCUUCUAGCCCUGGUUGGUGUUCUCCAAUCACAAGUCCAGAGAGAGCAGAGCAGCACAAAGCAAGUAUGUGAAGAGAGGUCUGAAUCAUGUUCAGGCGCCGACAAUUCCCCUCCCUUAACGAAGCAUGUUGAUGCAUCGGAUGAUGAUGUGGACAAAGCCUGCGUAAGUGACUCUAGAUCAGUGCUGGUUUCAAGCGAUAGCACUGAGGUCCAGCUGGCUGUGGAUGGGGUGGACAUCCGUCCUGUUGGCGAUGCAGAGUGGGGUGGCUUCCAGCAGUCAGAAGCGCUGAUCGCUGAUGUUCGGGAGGUCUCCCCAGAGGCAGAUGGCGGCAGCUUGGAUAUUCCUGUGGUCAACCCCCCACCAGUCAGUGAUCAUAUCCAGGGAGGCGCCACCCAUCCCUGA